This is a messenger RNA of Dendroctonus ponderosae (mountain pine beetle), 4354 nucleotides long. RefSeq lists its product as uncharacterized. The coding region runs from base 337 to 4314 and encodes 1325 amino acids. NCBI's taxonomy places the organism in Eukaryota, Metazoa, Arthropoda, Insecta, Coleoptera, Curculionidae. The record is from RefSeq and is a predicted model, not a curated record. The transcript is spliced from 21 exons.
CUGGCGCAUUGCAUUGUUGGAAAUGAAUUAAAGAUGGCUGUUCGCGAUGACCAAGUAUGAUCAGCGACGGUCAGAAAUAAUGUUUUCCCUUUAAUUUUCCAUUUUCUUCGGUUUUUCACGCGUAGAACUGAUUUCAGGUCUAAACGAAACGGGCGCGUGGUAUUUUCGGGCGGUUUCUGCUUCGUUAAUAGGUCUCAAAGUGCAAUGUUAGUUCUUAGUGUCUUGUACAUAGGAGUACGAUUUUACUAGUUAUGUAUGUAUUUUGAUAAAAGUGCUAAGUGGAAGCGGGUGGUUUGAGUGGCACCAGGAGGGAGGAAGCCGGAGGAACACUGUAAAAUGCAGACUAUGGAGAAACCUCCUCAUCAAUUAACGACACAAACGAAGCAAAGAGAGUCACCGAUGACCAUUCAAAAUGUGGAAACGGCCGCACCUAGUGGAGUGAAAUCGGCGGAGCCUCCGCCUUUGGAGAUCUGCUUUGUUUGUGGCAACAGGGGCCACCCCAGGUCGUACCCUCUGAGCUCCAAACCUAGAUCGGACCGAUCGACUCGCGAUCCGUACUUUCCAUUUUUGGAUAGUCACGAGCCUCCUAAAGGCUAUCCAAAAUUCUGGGGUAAAUCGGACCCGUCCAUCUACGCGGCUUGUAGCCUGUGCUAUCAACUGCUCAUGCAACAAUGGGACCAAUAUGAACAGACAGCCAAGCCUCAUUCGGAGCGGCUCUAUUGGCUGAAACGGGUGGAUAAUGGCCCUUAUACAGGCGCGGAUAUGAACAUGCAGGGAGAGUACGCGGCUCAAAUGCUCGGAUUGAAUACGGAAGGGGGCAUUGUUCCGGUUGCCUCCCAAACCUCCAAGACUGUCGGCCGCGAAGACUCCACUAGGAUCCGAGUGUCUCCUAGACCAGUUUCAGCUCCGGUUGCGUCGACCGGAUUGGAUCGAGACGAAAUGGUACCAGAAGGCGCGUUGGAUCUCACUCAUUCAUCGCAACAGUCUGUAUCAGCACCAGUGCAAUCCGUCUCAGUCCCACCCAUAUUGUACAACCAGAACUCAAACUCCUCAACUGGUACCGACAUUUUGGAUCUUAGCAUGCCAGAUAAAAACUCAGUAACGGAGGUCUGUUACGUUUGUGGCGAUGAAUUCAAGCGAGGAAGUCUCGAUUUUAUCGCCUCCAAACAAGUAGCCGACUCUGCUAUGCAGCCAUUUUUUCCCAGUCUGAUCGAGCAUCCAAGGCCGAGCAGAAGUCGACCCAUUGACUCUUUGGGCCGAGUCCAGGCCUGUGUGGAUUGUCAGCAACAUUUGCUGAAGCAGUGGAUCACGUUUCAGGGCCAGGGUGUUCCACACAUAGAGCGUAAAUACACUCUACGAAAACGGCAAGGAGCUGCCCUAGAUGCAACCACCUUCAUAUGUUACACUUGUACCUUAGAGUACCCUUCUUCUAGCAUCAGACUGUUGUAUAGUUGCCCGAAUAACGAGAAGGAACCAUAUUUUCCAUUUAUCCAGACUCUGAAAGCCCCACUUGGAGCCAGUCCGGUUUCUCCUCAAGGGAUGGUCCAAGUGUGUUCGAUAUGUUACAAGAGCAUUCCGCAAAAGCAUCAGGUUUUUGGUGCAGAUCCUUCGACUCAAAAUUCUCAGCUGACAACAAACAGCAAUCACGUGAGCAUGACGGAAGUUCACUAUGUGAAUACGACUUCGUCCCGACCCAGCACUGUUAAAAGUCCCGCAAAUUCUGCCGGUUCGGAUAUUCGGUACAAACCGUAUGACAUUAAUCAAGCCUCCAUCGUCACAACGAAGAAACGAGCUGCACUAGCUGAUAGCAAAAGUUCAAAGGCGGCGUUGGCUGCCAGGACCACUUCACCCUUGGUGGACAUCAAUGGACAUUCGGGGUCGCAAAGUUACCGCUGCUAUAUUUGCGCAGGCCUCUAUACUUUAGAUCAGAUGGAAUGGAUCAGUACUUCGGCGGAGGGCAUGAACUCGCAUGCUAUGCACUUUCCUUGCCUGUCGAAGGUUUGCAUCGGACGAACGUUGGAGAACAGUUGCAUGGAUUCGCAUGGACGGGUUCUGAGCUGUACGAGAUGCGUGAACCAUUUGGCGCAGCAAUGGGAGACUUUCGAAACCGAUCGGGUGCCUUUAGAGCGGCGAAGAUAUGAUGUACCUUUGCCAGAUACGACGCUGAUGAACGGUGAUCGAGGCAUCCCCACACCCCCCAGCACGAACAGUGAUAGAACGGUUUGCAGCCAACCAUCCUCAGGUGGCAGCAGCAUAUACUGUUUUCUGUGUGGUUUGCAUUCGGAAUUCACCCUCGCUCGAGUGGUGUACAGUAAACCUCAAGGUAGAAAUGCGCCCUAUUUUCCGGUCCUGCUGCGCCACAAAAGUCCGCCCAGCGCUGAGCAGCUUAGAGACGAUGGCAGUGCGCUGGUUUGUACGUUCUGUUACCAUAGCUUAGUUCAUCAGUGGCGUAGGUACGAGUCUCAAGGCAAUCGAGUACCGCCCGCAGACGCUCGCGAAUACAACACUCACGACUACUGCUGUUAUGUCUGCGGAAUUACCACUUACCGGAAACGAGUGCGCGCGUUACUUAUUAAGGAUUUUCCGUUUUUGAGAUUCCACCCGCAGCCUGACAACUCACUGCUGUUGGAAAACGGCGACUAUUCAGUUGUAUGUUUGGACUGCUACGAGACGCUGAGAACCCAGUCAUUGGAAUAUGAAAGAUGGGGCUUACCUUUAGACAAGCGGCAAUAUAAUUGGAUAACACAACCCCCGCCCCCAGAGGAUAGUCCCGAGGCCGGCAUUGCCCGUUUACCGAGCGGACAACGAAGUGAUAAAGUAGCACCCCCAACGUUCCUAGCCAAACCCACCAGAAAGAACCAUUCACCAAAAAUUAUGGAGAGAAAGAUGAAUUCAAAGACUGAACAAAACUCAGGAGUACCUAACAGCCCAAACAAACUACCUCCCACCGUUCCGAGUGCGACCAAUGGCAGCAUAGCAAAUGUGCCAGUGAGCGGCGCUUGCUCUGGAAUGACCAAUCCGAAACCGCGCUCAUCCACCACUGGCCAUACUGUGCCAGGACCUGGCCCUGGUUCCUCCAACAGCCAAUACAGCCAUUCGUUUGCUGCCGCCCUGCGGAACCUCGCCCAACAGAACGUACCUGGCGCCGAAUCUGUUGCGGAACCGCCGGCUGCUCACAGAUCGAGGGAGAGUGGGGCACCGAUACCCGAGAAGUCAAAAUCUGAAGUACCCACAUAUCCAUCAACAAGAACGGCAAUAGAUGUGCGACUUUCAGCCCAUCCGGCCGCUGCUGAGCGCUACCCUUCGGCGCUGGCGGAUUUAGGUCGCAGUGGCUUUCAACCCUACAGACCUGAAGACCACAGAAUACCUCAAGUGCCAGUUGGUUUAGAGAUGGCCGCCUACCCGACUCCUUACUCGCAUUAUCCCAUUCCGCUGAUGGAAGAACAGCUUUAUUACGAGAGAAUGUUGAGACCGUCGUGGCCAAUCCCGCAUCACUAUUUGCCAUACUUGGGACUACCAGCGUCCUCCAUGCCGCUUUAUAUGCACGAAAGGUUGAAAUUGGAGGAAGAACAUCGUCACCGUCUGGCGGCCGCCGCAGCAGCUCGUUCCAAAGAUGCGGAACUCGAGCGAGAGCUGAUGGAACGCGAAAGAGAAAAAGACCGACUAGUUCGGGAAAAAGCAGCCGCUGAUGCUGCCCGAAGGGUUUCUCCACUAGCCGCGCCCCAUCUAAUGGGUAUGCCAGUCAUGCACCCGUCGGCAGCUGCAGGAAUGCUACCGCCCACUCUCGGAUUAGCGCCAACUGGCGCUCGACAUUCGCCGCUUGGUGUUCCCGGAUACCUCGCGGCGCCCCCGCAGGGUUACGCACAAGUAACCAGAGCGUCUCCUUCACUCCAAAGACAUUCGCCGAUGGCUCCUGGGGCAUAUUCGACGCUCAACCUAUCGGCGCCCCCCAGACAGUCUCCUACGAUCAUUCAACCCUCGGGGCCGCUUAUCAAUUUAACCAACAAUGUACAGCCUCCGCCAGCGCACAGUUCUAGUCUGGUCAGUCAGGUCCAUGUGAAUAACCAUCACCCGACACCAGGUCACUCGUUAGGUCAAGUAAUGGAUAAACCAUCUAGUCAUUUAGUGAAGCCGCCAACACCGAAGCCGACACCGCCCCCGACGCCCAAAGCCACUCCUCCUCCCACGUCGAGGGAAGGAGGGAAUUCAGGUGUGAGUGAACGGAGAACGCCUGUGAAUUUGGCCGGACAAGGGGCGCAGUCCAGAGCGAUGAACUGCACGAGCGAAGCGACAAGCAAUGGCGACUGUGCCUGACCUCAAUCAAAACACGUUGCUGGACAGUUGCUGAGUGUUG